Molecule: messenger RNA, 1707 nt
Organism: Pseudovirgaria hyperparasitica
Lineage: Eukaryota; Fungi; Ascomycota; Dothideomycetes; Acrospermales; Acrospermaceae
Exons: 2
Coding region: 1-1707 (568 amino acids)
Source: RefSeq, a predicted model, not a curated record
AUGGCCACCGAAAUCCGUGUUCACAAUGAGGAGGAGAGCCAGUCGAGCAGAUUCACACGUGAAGGAAGGAAAAUCACCUAUCGCCUCAAGGUCAUCCAAGAGCCUGAGCGUGCUCGAGCAUGUGGCUCCGGAGCAAAAUCUUCCGCGGACCGUCGCCCAGUCGAUCCUCCGCCAAUCGUCCAACUAGUCGUCUACGAAGGAGAGGGCGCAGAUCAGCAAGAAAUUACAUUCCCAUACAGUGCCAACUUCUUCUUGUUCGCUACGCUCGAGAAUGCGCGGACCAUCGCUCAAGGCCGUCUACCUGCUCCGGCUAGCUUUCCUGUCCUUACUGGCACACCUGUUGCUGGCAUGGCUUAUCUAGACCGUCCUGACCCAGCCGGAUAUUUCAUCUUCCCAGACUUGUCUGUUCGCCACGAAGGCAGGUACAGGUUGAGCUUUGCCUUGUACGAGGAAUUGAAAGACCAAAAGGAUAUGGAUGUGGAUCAAUCACAGGCUAUUCAAGUGCAAGCUGCUGGUAUUGACGCACAUGUUACACACCGCUUGGAAGUCAAGUCGAAGCCGUUUACUGUGUUCAGUGCCAAGAAGUUCCCAGGUCUUGCAGAGAGUACCGCCCUGAGUCGCGAAAUCGCUGAGCAAGGUUGCCGCGUACGUAUUCGUCGCGAUGUGCGUAUGAGGAGACGCGAGGAAAAGGGCGGCGACGGGAAAGAUUACGACGAAUUCGACGCUGAUCGGAGCAGGCGCUCAAUUACUGCUGAGGUGUCGAGACCUGGAACUGCUCAUAGCCAUGACUCCUAUCACGCUAUUCAGCGUCGCCCAUCGAUGCAGGAGAUUGCUCAGGGCUGUCAACCUCCGUUCAGCCAGGCAAUGGGUCCGCCGCCAGCGCAGCCAACCCAAUAUCAGGGGGUCCCGCAGUACAGCAAUGCUCCUCCACAGCAUUACGCACCCCAGUAUGCAUCACAGCACCAACCGCCUCAAUCUAUGAUGCAACCUCCGUCAACAUCCUACUCUCCUGUACCUCCUCAGACAUAUCAGCCCCAACCACCUCCGCCGCCGCCCCAGCCGCAGCAGCUAAUAAUGCCCCAGCAAUACGGAUACAACCAAAAUCAAUCUUAUCCUCAACACGGAUAUGAGCAGCAUCCUCACUCGCGCCGCGAAAGCAUGGAGUAUCCUACCCCUACUUCAGAUUACAGCCGGCCCUCGUUCCACCAGCAGCCUCAUACACCAACGUAUCCCGCACAAAGUCCGAUGAUGCCGUCUUACAAUCACAACGAAUCAGUACAUAGACAGCCACAUCUAAUGCCCCCGUUGCAGCCUGCAGUUCCGAGCACUUCCGCUCCAGGCCCUCAUCUCAACGGGUAUGCUUUGGCGCCACUCAAAACCGACAAGGUUGACAUGUCCUCGCCUCCAUAUCAGAUGAACGGUUCAUUUUCAUCUUCCCCUCACGAUAUGCAGUACGGACAUGCAGGCAAAUAUACACCCCAGACGCCUCAUGCGGGUGCCAAACGUACUUACUCCGAUACCUUUGAUACAAAGCAUCUAAACCAGCCACUGAGACAGGGCGCGCGUCCGACUCUUGCGUCUGAGGAUUACCGGGCUGCUUACGACGACAACAGUGAUGAUGCCGAUGCUCCAGAGGCUCGUGCUAUGAGUUAUAGGCGCGCCGACGGCACAUCCAGGAGCAGACGCGUGCCCCAGUUGAUGGAUUGA